AUGACUGUUGCAACGGUUACGACGGUAACGACGAAAACGGCGGAGACGGCAGUGACGGAAGAGACGGCAGUGACGGAAGAGACGGCGGUGACGGAAGAGACGGCGGGUACAGCAGUGACGGCAGAGACGGCGGGUACGGCAGACAGCUGGAACGGCGGGGAUGAAAGAUGCUACCAGAUGUGA
Molecule: messenger RNA, 183 nt
Organism: Peronospora matthiolae
Lineage: Eukaryota; Oomycota; Peronosporomycetes; Peronosporales; Peronosporaceae
Source: the annotation of a GenBank genome assembly